Molecule: messenger RNA, 1834 nt
Organism: Penaeus vannamei (Pacific white shrimp)
Lineage: Eukaryota; Metazoa; Arthropoda; Malacostraca; Decapoda; Penaeidae
Source: RefSeq, a predicted model, not a curated record
AUGGUGACCCUCACUGCAUCUGGCCCAGCUGUAGGUGGAGCCAACUACAACUGGGCCAGGGGGCGUCAGGCUGUAGGACCCAUCAUCUACUUGCGGGGUUUCCUCAGGCUUUCCCCCGCUAGCCUGCCCCUAGAGGGCCUAGGGGCAGGUGUUGGUACAGGGGCCUCCUGCUACUCCGAGAUCCCCACAAGAGAGAGUAUAUGUAUAACAUCCAAUUGCUUCAUUGAAGCUUCACCGUUGCCUCUGUCUCACCUCCAGGUAUGUCACAACAAAUCUGGGGAAAUUAACCCAACAAAGAUCCGUGGACUGGUCCAAGGCUACAUCAAGAAAGUGAAGUACUACCGGAAGAAGCAGUCUGGACCCGCUGACCAGAACCCCGCCAAACCCACUGCCAUAGACCCCCCAGUGGCGGCCGCAGCAGCAGCAGUUCCCACUUUCACCCUCGUCCCCAAGGCUACCAAGCCUCCAACUCCCAUCAAGAAUAAAGCCUAAAAGGGAAUUGUUUUCUACUGUUUAUUUUAUUUAUUUUUAUUAUUAUUGAAUGUAGGUGCCAGGAAAUAUUGUUCAAAGUUGGAGUAGGUUGACUACUCUGUUGUAUAAUUCUAGUGCUGGACAUUUGUUUGGUGGUUGAAACUGUUUUUAACAGAUUGAUAUUUUCCAAGGCUAAUGGAACUGAUGUAAAGUAUGGCUGUUUUGGUAUUUUCUUUUUCUCUUUUAUAAUUUAUUUGAUAUCAGUUAUUUUUUUAAUGCUAGCAUGCAAAGUGCAUGAAAUGUACAUUAUUGAUAGAAAAAAGGAAGGCGGUUAAGACAAUUGUAUAGCACACAAGAAAGAAAAAAUAUUUAAAUAUUUUUCCUGAAGAUACGAAUUGUUGUCAGGUCUUGGCUGUAGGAGAAUUAAGUUUUAAUUUUUUCUCUCACAAAAUAUGUUGAGGUUCUUACCAAUGUUACAAGGAACAAUUAUAGAAAAAGAAAUAAAUUGUAAUAGGGCAAUUCAAGAGCUUUGGAGACUGCAAUGAACUAAAAUCUGUGUUCGGAUGCAAGUUUGGACUAUCAGUAAUGCUGACAAUAUAUACCUUUUGUAACAGUGUAAAGCAGUGCUGAAUGAUUUUAGUUACUUUUUUAACAAUGAAUCUCUAGAGCAUUAUUGAUACCAGAAACAGCUUACCAGAACACUGAGUAUCAUUUUUGAGAAAGCACAUUACCUUUCAGUGGAGUAAAAGUAUGUAUACAUAAAAAAGAUGAACAAAAGCACAUUGGUGCUUGCAAUGGAUACUCUUAGAUUAUUGCAGUGAAAGUGGUCAUGGUCUUUUUUCUAUUACCCACAAAAAGAAAGAUUCGAUAAGAUGGUUGUGUGUUGUAAAUGCUCCACUGUAACUUGGUCAGGACAUGUUCCAACCAUCAGAACUCUUUUGUUGAAAAGUUUUGAGGUUUCAACAUAGUUCCUGUGUUCAGAAUUGUGAAUGAUAUCAUGGAAUAUGAGUUCCAUGCCAAGCCAGUUUUUAAAACUGGAGAUAUACAUAUAUAAAUACACACAUAUAUAUAUUAUAUAUUUUAAAUGCAUUCACAGGUAAUGAAUUUUAUUCCCAGUUUAGUUUUCUGCAGUUCUACUUAACUCCAGGACCACUAAUGCCACUCGAGAAGCCUAUGUCAGAAUGUUAGAUGGACGAAUGGCAACCACUGCAGACCCACCAAUUUCCUUGAGAAAUAUGACAAAGAGAGUAAUUUAAGAGAAUUCUAAGAGUAUCUUCUCUAUUUGUAGUGGUUAUGUAUGUAAAAAUGUUUUCAUAUCUUUUAAGUGUGUAUCAGCGUAAAUUGAAUAAAUUUAAAUAGAUUA